AUAUCAAUUUGUUUUGUAUCUCGAGCCGAGCCAAAGCAUUGCAAAUGUUAUAAAAAAAAAAAAAAAAAAACAUUCAGCUGACAGUGUUUUUGCGGAAAUGACCAGGUACAACACUGAACAAGGAGCUAUGGACCAGCAAUUCUGUUUACGCUGGAACAAUCAUCCCACAAAUUUGACCGGGGUGCUGACCUCGCUGCUGCAGCGCGAGGCGCUCUGCGAUGUCACCCUCGCCUGUGAGGGUGAAACAGUCAAGGCACAUCAAACCAUACUGUCAGCCUGCAGUCCAUAUUUCGAGACGAUUUUCCUGCAGAAUCAGCAUCCACAUCCCAUCAUAUAUUUGAAAGAUGUCCGAUACUCAGAGAUGCGCUCCCUGCUGGACUUCAUGUACAAGGGUGAGGUCAAUGUGGGUCAGAGUUCGCUGCCGAUGUUCCUGAAGACGGCCGAGAGUCUGCAGGUGCGCGGUCUCACAGACAACAACAAUCUGAAUUAUCGCUCCGAUUGCGACAAGCUGCGCGACUCGGCUGCCAGCUCGCCCACUGGGCGUGGCCCCAGCUAUGGCGGCAUGGGCGCCGAUAUACGCGACUCACGUGACUCCCUGCGCUCCCGCUGCGAACGCGACCUGCGCGACGAUCUGCAGCGCAGCAGCAGCAGCCUCAGYCUGAGCGAGCGCAGCUCCGCUGCUGCGGCGGCCGCUGCUGCCGCUGCCGCUGCCGCUGUGGCAGCAGCCGGUGGCAAUGUGAAUGCAGCUGCCGCUGCUCUCGGCCUGACCACCAGCGCCGGCGAACGAUCUCCCAGCGUGGGCAGCGCCAGUGCCGCGGCGGCUGCCAUGGCCGCUGCCGUUGCUGUUGCUGCGAAUCGCAGCGCCAGCGCCGAUGCUCUGAACAGUCGCGGCGAUGCUGGCAGCGAUCGGGGCAGUGAACGGGGCACGCUGGAGCGUGCCGAUAGUCGAGAUGAGCUGUUGCAGCUAGACUACAGUACCAAGGAUAAUAAUAAUACUAAUAACAGCAGCAAUAACAAUAGCAGCAACAACAACAACAACAAUAGCAGCAGUAGCAGCACCAACAACAACAACAAUAACAACAACAACAGCAGCAGCAACAACAAUCGAGAGCGCAACGAGAGCAGAGACAGAGAACGGGACAGAGAGCUGUCCACCACGCCCGUCGAUCAGCUGUGUAGCAGUAAGCGCAGACGUAAGAACUCAUCAUCCAACUGUGAUAAUUCGUUGUCCUCGAGCCAUCAUGCGAAUGCGGCCCACAUACAGGACAGACACUACGCGCAGGACUCUCAGGCCACCAAUUUCAAGUCGAGUCCGGUGCCAAAGACGGGCGGCAGCACAUCCGAGUCAGAGGAUGCGGGCGGCGGCGGCGGCAGCGGCUGUCGGCGCGAUUCACCGCUCUCGAUGACCGUUGGCCAUUUGGGCGGCGGCAAUGUGGGCGCGGCCAGUGCGCUCAGCGGCCUCAGCCAGUCGCUAAGUAUUAAGCAGGAGCUAAUGGAUGCACAGCAACAGCAGCAACAACAUCGCGAGCAUCACGUCGGCCUGCCACCCGAAUACUUGCCGAGCGCUGCUCUCAAAAUGCACGCCGAGGACAUGUCCACGCUGUUAACCCAACAGCUGCAGGCCGCCGAUGCGCGGGAGGAGCACAACGAUGCCAAACAGAUGCCACUCGAUCAGACGGACAACAUUGACGGUCGCGUUAAAUGUUUUAACAGUGCCCGCAAGCAGGAAGCGGACGACGAUGUCGAGAUCGAUGUGGCCGUUGCCGUCGUCCAGGAUGUGGACGUCGAUGAGGAGGCAGAGGCGGCAGCAACACUCGCCUAUCAUCAUGCCACGCCCAAAUACAGGCGCGCCAUCAUCUAUGCACCGCACGACGAGGAUAUGCCCGCAGCGGAUCUGUAUAUGGAUAAUAGCUACAACUGCGAGUACAAGUGCAAGGAGCGCAAUAUGCGCGCCAUACGCUGCAAUCGUCAGCAACAUCAUCCGCAUCCACAUCCGCAUUCGCAUCCGCAUCAGCAUCAGUUGGCGACGGCGCCGCAAACGGCGCUGAAUCUGGGCCGGCACAGCAGCGGAGUUGUAGCCGCUACCGCAGCGGAAACUCUGUGCGGCGCUGAGGCAGCAGCGGCCUACUCGCCCACGCCCACCUCCAGCAGCAGCAGCUAUCGAGAGCAACAGCAACAGCAGCAGCAGCAAUCGCACUUGAGCUAUGCGCUGCAGCAGUCGCCCAAUGGAGUGCAGCAGCUGGAGUUGGCGCACAGCUAUGGGCAUCAUGGACAUCAUGGGCCACCGCCGCCAUCAUCGUCGUCAUCCUCUCUGGCAGCCAGCACUUCGCAGCAAUCGCCGCAUUAUCAGCCCGCCAUUGGUUCACUCUCGCCGCAACCCAGCUCCUCCUCAUCAUCAACCUCUGCAGCAGCGGCGGCGGCGGCGGCAGCAGCAGCAGCAGCGGCAGCGGCAGCGGCUGCGAAUCGUCGGGAUCAUAACAUAGACUACUCAACACUGUUCGUACAGCUAUCUGGUACGCUGCCCACGCUCUAUCGCUGCGUCAGCUGCAACAAGAUCGUGUCGAACCGCUGGCAUCACGCCAACAUCCAUCGGCCGCAGAGCCACGAGUGCCCCGUCUGUGGCCAGAAGUUCACGCGUCGCGACAAUAUGAAGGCCCAUUGCAAGAUCAAGCAUGCGGACAUUAAGGAUCGUUUCUUCAGCCAUUAUGUACAUAUGUGAUCACUUCUUUAGAUAGUUACGCUCACGAUAUGUAAACAAUCCCCCUCGAGAAAACAUAACAAAAAUGGAAGUCUGCACCAGAGUUAGAAAUUAUUUAUUAUGUAGCGCCCUAAGAGUUUCCAAGAGUUUCCUUACGCAACUUAUCUUGAAAGACAGGCCUAAAGCAAAGUUAAACAAAUCAAAUCAAAUCGAAUCAAAUCGUAUUGUAUCGUAUAGUAUCGAAUAAAAGGUUUUCAAUCUAUAAAUCUUAAUAAGCCCACACAUACGUAAUAUUAUAAUACUAAAUGAACUUAAGAUUCUAUCCAAGCAGUUUCUUUAGCUAUGAUAUCAAAGAAAUAUCUCGUAGUUGAUUUAAAAGACUUUUUAUUAAUUGUUACUUAAAUAACCUUUAGAUGCUUUUUUACAUCAAUUCAAUUGUUAUUAUUAUUAUUAUUAUUAUGAUGAUUAUUAUUAUUGUGAACCGCGGCCAGUACUUAAGAGCAAACUUUAUAAAGUAUUACAUUAGAAUUCCACGACGUUAUGCUUCCAGUUUUUCUUGGUUUAUAAUUUUGUUUUCUUUAUUUAUGAAACAAUAUAAAAAUAAUAUUUAACAUGUGCUGUAGUGAGUUUUUUGACUAAUACUAUUUUGUGUGCCAUAUUAUCUAGUACUUAAUUAAACAAUCAAAUAGUUAAACAACAACUUACUUAAUUCUUAUCA
Messenger RNA from Drosophila arizonae, 3416 nucleotides. It is a transcript of the gene fru, whose product is annotated as sex determination protein fruitless. Gene Ontology annotation, cellular component: nucleus. Gene Ontology annotation, molecular function: protein binding. The record is from RefSeq and is a predicted model, not a curated record. Gene Ontology annotation, biological process: regulation of transcription by RNA polymerase II. NCBI's taxonomy places the organism in Eukaryota, Metazoa, Arthropoda, Insecta, Diptera, Drosophilidae.